Messenger RNA from Lathyrus oleraceus (garden pea), 1455 nucleotides. RefSeq names its product soyasapogenol B glucuronide galactosyltransferase-like. The transcript has a single exon. The record is from RefSeq and is a predicted model, not a curated record. Gene Ontology annotation, molecular function: UDP-glucosyltransferase activity. Lineage: Eukaryota; Viridiplantae; Streptophyta; Magnoliopsida; Fabales; Fabaceae. The coding region runs from base 1 to 1455 and encodes 484 amino acids.
AUGGAAUCACAGUCCCAAAAACUCAAUGUUAUUUUUUUACCAUAUCUAACUCCUGGCCAUAUGAACCCUAUGAUUGACACAGCUAGAUUAUUUGCAAAACAUGGUGUGAAUGUCACCAUCAUCACUACACAAGCCAAUGCCUUGUUGUUCAAGAAAGCCAUAGACAGUGACUUGUUUUCUGGUUAUUCAAUCAAAACUUGUGUGAUUCAGUUUCCUUCAGCUCAAGUUGGUCUCCCGGAUGGCGUUGAAAACAUCAAAGACGGAACUUCCUUAGAAAUGCUUGGUAAAAUCAGUCAUGGAAUUUCAAUGCUUCAAGAUCAAAUUGAACCUUUGUUUCAAGAUCUUCAACCAGACUGUAUAGUAUCAGAUAUGUUUUAUCCUUGGACAGUCGAAUCCGCUGCCAAACUCGGCGUUCCAAGGAUUUACUAUUACAGCUCAAGCUACUUCUCUAGUUGUUGUGCUCAUUUUAUUACAAAGUAUAAGCCUCAUGAGAAUUUAAUUUCUGAUUCUCAAUUUUUUUCAAUUCCUGGAAUUCCACAUAAUGUUAAAAUUACCUCUCUGCAGCUAGAAGAGUGGUUUAAAACUAGAAAUGACUUCUCAAAAAUUUUAAAUGUAAUAUAUGAAUCAGAAAGCAAAAGCUAUGGAACACUAUAUAAUAGCUUUCAUGAACUUGAAAGUGAUUAUGAGAAACUUUACAAGAGAACAUUGGGAAUCAAGGCAUGGAGUGCAGGACCAGUUUCAACAUGGAUUAACAAGGAUGAAGGAAACAUUCCGGUAGAGUCAGAAUUGUUGAAUUGGCUUAUCUCUAAGCCAAAUGAUUCUGUGUUGUAUGUAAGUUUUGGAAGCUUGACAAGGCUUUGUUAUGCUCAGAUUGUUGAAAUAGCUCAUGGACUUGAAAAUUCAGGUCAUAAUUUCAUCUGGGUCGUGAGGAAAAAACACGGAGAUGAAGACAAAGACGGGUUUCUUCAAGAUUUCGAGCAAAGGAUGAAGGAAAACCAAAAGGGCUAUUUGAUUUGGAAUUGGGCACCACAACUUGCUAUAUUAGGCCACCCUGCAACAGGAGGGAUAGUGACUCAUUGUGGUUGGAACUCAAUACUUGAAAGCUUGAGUGCUGGUUUGCCAAUGAUAGCAUGGCCAAUGUUUGCCGAGCAAUUUUAUAAUGAGAAGUUGCUUGUUGAUGUUUUGAAGAUAGGAGUUUCAGUAGGAUCUAAAGUGAACAAGUUUUGGUCUACAGGUGAGAAUGAAAUGGUGAGAAGGGAAGAUAUUGCAAAGGCUGUGGCAGUGUUGAUGGGAAGUGAAGAAGAGAGUGUAGAAACAAGGAAGAGAGCAAGAAAACUUGGUGAUGCUGCAAAUAGGAGUAUAGAGGAGGGUGGAUCCUCUUACAACAACUUGAUGCAGUUAAUAGAUGAGUUAAAAUCAUUGAAGAUAUCAAGAGGGAUUGAGAAAACAAAGUGA